UCAAUUUAGCAGACUCGAGGCCGGCGCUUUCCAACAUGUCUCUCUUUUCCAAAACUUGUAAUCUGGAAGUUGGAUCUUCGGGGCUGUGAACUUCUCUGUGUGUGGGGCGCCUGAAUGAGCCGGCGGGGAGUGACAUGCUCCUUGCCGUAGGAAGUUUCUGUAUUACGCAGUCUCUUGCCGCUGCGGAAGCUUGCAGCUCAUGCACCUCCCUCUUCCAUCUCCCGGGCUUGGUAGUAGUGCUGACUGAGUUAGUAGUCAGUGCUGAGCUGACACGACGGUGCUAAUUGCUCCAUGCUGUUCCAUUCGGUUUGCAUCUCUAUGCCCUACGGUGUUGUGUCGGGGAAGUCAGACGGCAUUGCUAUUUCAUCUUCCUUAAUGUAGUUUACCGGUCCUCCCUUCGCACACAUUUCUUCCCGGUAAAAAGGCCUGAGAUGUCUAGGAAUCUCUAGGUUCUGCACUCCAGGCAAUCUAUUGCAUCACAGCAGUAUUAUCAAGAGCAAGAUGAGAAGCUUGUGUUAAGAACCAUCAGAUGGUACACUACAGUACGCUAACUGAGCUUCAUACUGAGGUCCUCCCACAAAGUGGUACUUACGGUCUUCUGGGUAUGCUCUGUGUGUUGAGCAACCAUGGACCCAAAGGAGAAGUAUCAGCACUGCGCUCUGCGCACUCUGUCACUCUCUAUUGCUCUCUGCUUCACUGUGGGCAGCAGCACUGGAAGUUGCUGUUCAGGGUUCCAAGUGCUGCAGCAAUCUUAGCCCAGAUGCUUUUUAAACAGACAGAUUUGUGGAUGUCCCAGCAAGCCAAAAGUGGCAAAGAUGAGAUGACUACAAAUCUGGGCCUGACCACAACAAAGGCUCUGGCCAUCCUGAGAGACCAGCUAUCUACACUGCUAGAGGGACAUCAGAAGGAAAGGAAGAAGAUGGCUUCAUGGAAGGAGGAGUGGAAGACUAGUUUCCUAUACCAUGGUAACCGCUGCUCCUGUUUCCAUUGGCCUGGGGCAUCCUUGAUGCUGCUAACAGUGCUGCUAUUAUUAUGCUGUUAUGGGAGCCAGCCACAGGGAAGCGAAGGUUCUGAAAUUGUAAAUUCUGUAGUGCUCCUCCUCGUCCUGCUACUUGAUCUUUUCCUGAUUGGGCGACAAGAGAGACUGAAGCGCCGGGAAGUUGAGAGGAGGCUCCAGAACAUAAUCAACAAGAUCAAUGAUGCCUUGAAGGAUGGCAAAGAGCUGAACUGGGCAAACUCUAUGUACCCUGACCUUCACAUGCCUUUUGCCCCAUCCUGGUCUCUUCAUUGGGCCUACAGGGAUGGCCAUCUUGUCAACCUUCCAGUCAGUUUGUUAGUAGAGGGUGAUGUUGUUGCCCUGAGGCCAGGGCAGGAGUCCUUCACAUCUCUCAGAGGGAUUAAGGAUGAUGAGCACAUUGUUCUGGAGCCAGGUGAUCCAUUUCCCCCCUUUUCUCCUCCACCCUCACCAAGUGGGGAGGGGAAGAAGGGACCUCAGAAUCCUCAGCCUUUUCGACUCUUUCGUGUUACAAAGACUCCAGUGAUUGACAAUGUCAGGUUGUGUUUAGACAUGGCAUUGUCACAUCCCGUGACUGCUCUGGAUAAUGAGAGAUUCACAGUACAGUCGGUGAUGCUCAGGUUUGCUGUUCCUAUUGUGCUGAUUGGCUUUCUGAUCACCAAUGCCAUGCGCUGUGUUUUCAGUGCUCCUGGAGUAGUCACUUGGCAGUAUACACUUCUUCAGCUGCAGGUCAAUGGGGUCUUGCCCAUUCUCCCCCUGCUUUUUCCUGUCCUGUGGAUUCUUGCUACUGCCUUUGGUGAAGCCAGAGUCUUGGCCCAGAUGAGCAAGACUUCUCCUACUUCUCUGCUGGCUAAGUUCUCAGAGGACACACUCAGCAGCUACACAGAGAUGGUAUCUUCCCAGGAAAUGAUACGGUGUAUCUGGAGCCACUUUCUGCGCAUUCUGAAGGGCAGGUCUCCAACGCUCACCUUCACCUCUAGCUUGCUUCACAGUCUGGGAUCUGUCACAGUACUUUGCUGUGUGGAUAAGCAAGGGAUUCUGUCUUGGCCUAAUCCCAGCCCAGAGACAGUUUUGUUCUUCAGUGGCAAGGUGGAACCUCCUCAUAGCAGCCACGAAGACCUGACAGAUGAGCUCUCCACACGCUCCUUCUGCCACCCAGAAAUGGAGGAAGAGGUGUUUUCACCUGAGAAGAGUUUCAGCUCUUCUUAUGCUGUGUUCCAGCCCCAUGAAAGGGAUGCUCUUCUCUCGGGACCUUUGUCAGACAUGGUUCGCAUAACCAAUGAACAAGACAGAACUGAGUGGUCUACCAGCAACACCCCAAAAUCUUCUGACCCUCAUAUCCACAAGAAAACAACUGGCCGCAAGAAGCACCCUUCAGGAUCUAAUGUGAGCUUCAGCAAGAAUAUUGAGGGGGGAGAGGAGGAGCCAAUGCAGGUCGAAGGUGACAACGAGGGACUGGCGUGUGAGGCAGAGGACUUUGUGUGCGACUACCACCUGGAAAUGCUCAGCCUGUCUCAGAACCAGCAGAAUCCCUCCUGUAUCCAGUUCGAUGAUUCCAACUGGCAGAUGCACCUAACCUCUCUGAAGCCUCUUGGCUUGAAUGUACUGCUCAACCUGUGCAAUGCGAGCGUGACAGAGCGCCUGUGCCGCUUCUCGGACCACCUCUGCAACAUUGCCUUGCAGGAGACGCACAAUGCCGUGUUGCCUGUCCAUGUGCCAUGGGGGCUCUGUGAGCUUGCCAGGCUUAUAGGCUUUACACCUGGUGCCAAAGAGCUUUUCAAGCAGGAGAACUACUUGGCCCUUUACCGCCUGCCAUCAGAUGAGAUGGUGAAAGAGAUGCUAUUGGGAAAACUCUCAUUCAUCACCAAGAGGAGGCCGCCUUUGAGUCACAUGAUCAGCCUUUUUGUUAAAGACACCACUACCAGUACUGAGCAGAUGCUUUCCCAUGGGACAGCUGACAUCAUCCUUGAGGCGUGCACGGACUUCUGGGAUGGCUCCGAUAUCUAUCCGCUGUCUGGCUCUGACAGGAAGAAAGUUCUAGAUUUCUACCAGCGUGCCUGUCUCUCAGGUUAUUGCUCUGCCUUCUCCUACAAGCCCAUGCACUGUGCCUUGUCCUCCCAGCUCAAUGGCAAGUGCAUAGAACUGGUGCAGGUUCCUGGACAGAGUGCCAUCUUCACAUCUUGUGACCUCCCAGGGACCACGCCCAUCAAGCAGAGUAGCCGGAGGAACAGCUGGAGUUCUGAUGAAGGGAUCGGGGAAGUGAUGGAGAAGGAGGACUGUAUCCAGGCUCUGAGUGGCCAGAUCUUCAUGGGAAUGGUCUCAUCCCAGUAUCAGGCCCGAUCAGAUGUUGUUCGCCUUAUUGAGGGACUGGUCAAUGCCUGCAUUCGUUUUGUCUACUUCUCCCUGGAAGAUGAACUCAAAAGCAAGGUGUUUGCUGAGAAGAUGGGUCUUGAGACUGGCUGGAACUGCCACAUAUCCCUAACGCCCAAUGGAGACGUGCCGGGCUCUGAAAUCCCCCCCUCCAGCCCCAGUCAUGCAGGCUCCUUGCAUGAUGACCUGCAUCAGGUCUCACGAGAUGAUGUGGAGGGGCUUCUGCUGAUGGAGGAAGAAGGACACUCAGACCUUAUUAGCUUUCAGCCAACUGACAGUGACAUCCCCAGCUUCUUGGAGGAUUGCAAUAGGGCCAAACUUCCCCGAGGAAUUCACCAGGUGAGGCCCCACCUUCAGAAUAUUGACAACGUGCCUUUGCUCGUUCCUCUGUUUACAGAUUGCACCCCGGAAACCAUGUGUGAGAUGAUCAAGAUCAUGCAGGAAUAUGGGGAGGUGACCUGCUGCUUGGGCAGCUCUGCCAAUUUGCGCAAUAACUGCCUCUUCCUUCAGAGUGACAUCAGCAUAGCCCUGGACCCCCUCUAUCCCUCCCGCUGCUCCUGGGAGACGUUUGGUUACGCCACCAGCACUAACAUGACCCAUGUCUCUGAUGAGCUCACGCCUCUGCAACUGUCCGGCCAGCUGAACAGCUUGUCCUGCUCCUUGUCAAUUUAUCCAGAAGAAACCAUUGGGAUCGUCCGAUUCAUUGAGCAGGCCCGCCAUGCAACUUACGGCAUUCGCAAGUGCUUCCUCUUCCUGCUUCAGUGUCAGCUGGCUCUGGUCAUCAUUCAGUUCCUCUCUUGCCUGGUGCAGCUGCCCCCCAUCCUCAGUACCACGGAUAUCCUGUGGCUCUCGUGCUUCUGCUACCCACUGCUAAGCGUCUCCCUCCUGGGCAAGCCCCCUCAUAGUUCCGUCAUGUCUAUGGCAACUGGGAAAAACCUGACAUCCAUUCCUAAAAAGACUCAGCACUACUUCCUGUUCUGCUUCCUGCUGAAAUUCAGCCUCACCAUCUGCUCCUGCUUGGCUUGCUUUGGCUAUACGCUGCAAGACUACUGUGCAAACCUCAACUCAUCUGCCGUCAACGUCACAGGCUGCUCCUCCAUCAUGCUGCAAAGUGAUGCAGAAGGGGCCCCUAACUGGUUUGAAUCAUCUUCCAAUGUUCUUCUUCUGUCUCAGAAGUUCACAGCUGGAAUGGUUGUCUUGCAUACAGUGUUUAUAUCUGUCACCCAUGUCCAUCGCACUAAACCGCUGUGGAAGAAAAGUCCCUUCACUAACAUCUGGUGGACACUGACAGUGGUGGUUGUGUUGCUGGGCCAGGUUGUCCAGACCUCCCUGGACCUAAAGCUCUGGGUAAACCUGAAGUCUCAGGUGACCUACAAAAUGGACGACAUUCCCAUGGCCUCCUGGCUGCUGGGUUUGCUUUCCCUCAUUCUUGUUGUGAUCAUCAAUGAGACGGUCAAACUCCAUGAAAUCAGGGUUCGAGUGCGUUACCAGAAGAGGCAGAAGCUGCAGUUUGAAACCAAGCUGGGCAUGAAUUCCCCAUUUUAAUUCUCCCCUGGGGGGACCUGGUGGCUGCAUUUUCCUUUCCCACACAGCCUUGACAUUUUGCUGGUAGAGCAAAACGUGACUCCAUCUGGCAGGGGCAGCUCAAUAGCAGUCAGCCCUUAGCAGGUGUCCUGGCAAAGUUUCAAUGUCUGGGUGAUGAUGGCGCUGGAGGCACACAGACUGCUGCUAUGCCUUUUAUUUAUUUUAGUACCAAUUCCCUUGAAGUUCCUUGGAAUCCAGCAGACUGAUGUAAAUCCAAGACCACUGUAUGUGAGGAGUUCUCAUCUGACAUGGUGUUUCAGCCUCAUUAUUCUGUUUCUUGCCUUUCUGGCCUUCCGGUCGGACACCUCUGCUGUUCACGUGUGGUGACUUGCCUGGUCUCUGGCAAUGCGGAGGAGUGCUGCAGGUUUCCUCAAGGAGGGAAUCGAAGCUGCCUUGCCUGCUAGCUGGCCCUGCAGAGGCCCCUAGGCACAGUCCCUCUCACAAAGGCUUCCUCUUAUUCCAUGGUGAGGUUGCCCUCUUGUGGGAGAUGAACCCGGUUGCAACUUGCUUCGAGGUUUGUGCACAAGCGUGUGAUUCUGACUAUGGAGGUAGGCUCGGGGAAGUAAAGUGUGUAAUAGAGGGUGAAUAGGCCAGGCUCGUCACUCCUGUAGUGAGGGCAUGGUUUUGGGGUAGGAUAGUGGUGUUUCUGUGGUUAUCUCAGCCUGAGAAUAUUCCAUAUGGCGACUCUACUGCUUCACUCUUAACAUGCAUUGAUCCCCCCCCCACCUCACGAGUGAAAGAUUUGAGGAUUUGUGUGCUCCUGUGCAGACCAUCUGCCCUGUAAGAAACCUGGAUCAGAUUGUUUCCACUCCUUUUCUCCCUUUAAUAGGAGGAGGAAUUUGUUUAUAAGCACCCCUCUUCUUGGCUGCUUUGAGUAGGAAAUGGCAGAUGGGGCUGUACAUGUGCCUUCCUGUCCCAGGUUGUGCGCAGUUGCUUCUUGGACCUGUCCAGCCAAUGCUUCUCUUGCAGGAAGUGGGGUCUCUCUCCCCCCCCGCCCACUAAGGAAGUGAGCUGUGCCAUUCUUGUGUAUGUCCUUCCACUUGACUUAACCAGCAUCAUGCCCUUCUCCCCUCGGCUUUUAAGGAAGCUGCAUCUUUGAAAAGUGUCGAUGCUGUACCCUCCUUAGUGACAGCCUAGCAAGCUUCUUCGCUUGACUCAUCACCCCACAUCCGAAGUGUCCAAAAUGCAUUUCAGUUGAGCCCAGCAAGGGGCCCCCUUAAAAGCUUGGCACUGGAGCAGUAGUAAUGUUUAAGGCCAGCUGCUGGCGAAACCCUGGUUUCCUGCAGUGGCUGGAAUGGCUGCCACUCUUUGAAAGGGUCACAGCAGCAGUGGACUUCUCAACCCCAAAGCACAAACCAAGUCUGGCCAAUUCUAAUUCUGCUGUUCUUGUUUCCAGAAUUAGUACCAUGAAACCCAGUGGCUACCUUGUUCCCCUUGCUUCAAAGUGGAGACUAAUUCAUGAGCACCUCCACUGCUUAUGCAAAUAUGUCCGCUUGUGUUUUUUGAAACUCUUAUGUGUUCCCUAAAUUCUGCAGGGUGAGAAUCCCUUGCCACACAGUGCAGAUCUGGAAGCUGGCCUUGUUCCCAGGAUCCCCUCUCUAAUGUUCCAGAGUUGCUGCUAAUAAUCCAACAUGUGGACUGGACCGGGUACCUUGAAGGCUUGGCAGAUAGGAGUCCCUCAGUUGUAUCUUAUACUUACCUGCUGAAGCCUGGCUGGUCCAGCUAGGGAUGCAGAAAUCGCCAUCCUAAAGUUGGCUCCCUAAAUACAAGGAGCUAGUCUGGUAGUGUCCAUCCAGUACUGGUGGCAAUCCAUGUCCUUCUCACUUUAUCCUGACCUGCCAUUUCCACCAUAGAGAGAACAUUCAGGAUGUUCCUUUUGGUGGGAAGGAAAAGGACCUACCUCUGUUGGCCAUCCUUCCUUCUCCACAUUGCUAUGUCUAGGGGCGGUAUGUGGAAUGUACUUUUUCUCAAGAGAAACUCAGUUCCACUUAGACAACAGGGAAUGUGUAGGUCAGGCAAAAUAGAUGUCUUGGGGUACAUAUUUUGGGAUACUAUAUACUGACUGAAUAUUCAGGGCUUCUGAGAUUAUCUGCUCUACUGGCUGGGUUUUUGUUCAAGAUAAUCCAGUUUUACCUCCUACUAUAUAUGUUUUCUGUCCCACCAUAGCAUGACAGUUACAUGCUACAUUCCCUUUAUUUAAGGAACUAGACACAGAUUAAAUAUCCAUGUGUCUCUGAGUAAACCUGAGGUAUCCCCCAUUUUGGUGUAGUUCAUCCUUCCACAGUGGGUAAAAUGGAGUAUUUUUACAUUGCCACAUAAAAUCACAGGUGAGGCCUAAAGCGUAGAGUUGUUGGGGUUCUUUAAUGGUGGGGAGAAGAUCUCUGAUGGAGGGUUUUAAGACGAAUGUCACAUGUUGUUAAGGCAAGAGUAUAUCUUUGAAGUCUUCUACACAUGGCAAAGUUCUCAAAAGUUUUUUGUGUUGUGUACAUUUGGCUCCAGUAGCUUUUUGACUAGAAAUCUGGUCUUUCUAUUUUUGAAUAGGUUAUUGUCUAGGCAUUAAAUCUGGCAAAAUCACUCCUUUCUCCCCUCUUCAACAUUGCUGUUUCCUAACAUAUAACUAAAGGCCUUUCACCAUCUCACUUUGUGAUAUACACUGCAUGGGCCUCUAGGGACAAUGAACAUUGGGGAAAUGUGCUCUCGUUCACUUGUUUACAAACAUGCUUCAAGUUCUCACCCAGUCUCAGCAUUGCUGUUAGCUUUAGUUGGAUUUACAUCCUUGGCUUUGUGGCAGGGAUGCCUGACCUGCACCCAACUUGGGUUGCAGAUCCCGGACUAAAUCUGAGGAACAGGGGUGUGGCAGGGAAACACUGUUUGGAAGCUGAACUGAUUUAAUUUGGGAGACUUGAUGUUUAUCUUAAUGUUUGCAUUGCAAGCAUAUUUAAGCAAUCCACAUGGUCUACCUUCUUUCUGAACUUAUUGGGAAUUCAAACUGCUCAACACCGGGAUUUUCUUGGGUGAUCUUAAAAAUGCAUUGACUGACAAAAACUGAAUCAGGCAGUUGCCCUGCUAGCAAAUGCACUUUUUGUGGAUAUUUCCCUGUGAUUGUUGAUCACUCUAAAAUGAUUCCCCUCCCUGCCUUUUGUACGCACUUCUCCUUCCUCCGUUAUACUCGAUUGGAGUUACAACAUGAGUCAGAUAAUUGAGCCUUUCUGAGUGUGUCUCUUGACGGGGCCGUGUUGCCUCACUUCCUGUUCCCUUCCUCCUUGGCCAGCCAGGGCUUAAGAAAAAGCAUGGGCAUGGCUUUGGGAAUGAAUUUCCUCCCAUCAAACUGUUUUUAAAUGGUGUAUAUUUUAUAUUUUCAAACAAGAAUUUUGGAUGUAUGUAAAGAAAAAGAUUUGUAUUAAAACUUGUACAUUGUAUAAAAUGGAACAAAGAGCACCUGAUAUAAACGGCAAUAAAUGAUUGUCUUUGCUACUGUA
This is a messenger RNA of Hemicordylus capensis (graceful crag lizard), 8448 nucleotides long. It is a transcript of the gene TMEM94, whose product is annotated as transmembrane protein 94. Lineage: Eukaryota; Metazoa; Chordata; Lepidosauria; Squamata; Cordylidae. The transcript is spliced from 33 exons. The coding region runs from base 530 to 4930 and encodes 1466 amino acids. The record is from RefSeq and is a predicted model, not a curated record.